UAUAAGUGGAUAUAUCUGGUUGGCUGACGGCAUGUGUCCCGAGUUCAUCUUCGUUUCUAGUAGCUGAACCCCUUUUAAUCCACCUUCACACCACACUUUUUAAUAUAUUCUCUCUCUAAACCGACCUUUUUGUGGUUUGGGCUAAAAGGUCAAAACUUGGCCGACGGAAAAAAUGGGAUGCGAAGCCGUGCAGGCGUGGUCUUUGGGCGGUUUAGUUGCCGCUUUUGUUGAGCUUGCAAUUGCGUACCUGUUGCUGUGUGCGUCAGCUGCUGCUUACGUGGCGUCGAAAUUCCUGGGCUUCUUGGGCCUGAGCUUCCCCUGCCCUUGUGACGUCACCUUUCUCAACCUCAACGCUAGAGUUCUCUGCCUCAACAGGCUUUUAGUUGAAUUCCCAGCCCAAACAGUUGCAGAUGUUGAGCAGAAACUCCCUUUCAGUCAUCCCAAAAGACAUGAUUCUAUGGUGGAUGUCUAUUAUAACUCUGUUGAGGAAUCCAGAAGUUGGACGAGGCUUGAUUUGGCUAGAAAGCAGUAUGAUUUGAAGGGGAAGGGGAUAAAGAGUAGUAAUAGAUCUAGAAGUCGGUUGAGACGUCAAAAAGGGGGUGUUCAUGGGAAACUUCCACCCCUCGUGUCGUGUGAUACUCCUUCCAAUGGAGAUGUUUUGGAACGGGGUCAUUAUGGUCAUUUUGGUAAUGGUGAAGCUCGUUAUCUUGAAUAUGAAAAUACAGAUCCCAUAGAAGCAAGAUUGAGAGAAAUGUCUAUCCCCAGUGAUGAAAAUUAUUCAUCCAACGCCAAUAUGCACGAAAAGGAAAUAUAUGUAGAGGAGCUGUAUGAUCAUCCUCCAAGGGCUCAAAGUUUAAGUGGAGAUGAGGAAAACAAAGUAAAACUCUUAGAACAAACUCUUGCAGAAGAACGUAUUGCACGUGCUGCACUUUAUAUCGAGCUCGAAAAGGAGAGAAGUGCGGCUGCUAGUGCUGCUGAUGAGGCUAUGGCCAUGAUCCUUCGCCUUCAGGAGGAGAAGGCAUCAAUAGAAAUCGAGGCUCGACAAUAUCAGAGGAUAUUAGAAGAAAAAUCUGCUUAUGAUGCUGAAGAAAUGAACAUUCUGAAAGAGAUUCUGGUGAGGAGGGAGAAGGAGAAGCUCUUUUUGGAAAAGGAGGUCGAAGCAUACAGGCAGAUGGUUGGUAUUGGGAAUGAACAAGCUGACAACCCGAAUUCCAGGCAUGCCAUGGAAAAUGAAUUUUCAAUUUGCUUUCAGAAUGAAAGAUCUAGUUUCGGAAAUAAACGGGAAUCGGAUGGAAGAUAUGUACAGAUGAAUGCGGAACUUCAGGAGAAGGAGUUUGUAUCUGCAGAUAAUAGUUCACAAUUGGAUGCAAAAGUAGUUGAGGAUAUUCAGGAGAAGAACGGAGGAGAUAAACCUGCAGAAAAAAUUAUCAUAACAUAUAAUGGAAAGGAGACAGUUAAAGACCCUCAUUUCAAUGAUGUGCACAUAGUUGGUGAUGGAAUCAAGAGAAGCAGCUCAGAGACGAGCUGUGGUCUUCCACCUCUGAAGCCUUCUCUGUCUGCAGUAGAGAGUGAAAUGGUGAAAAUUGAUUGUGAGGUUGGGCGGCUUCGUGAAAGGCUAAGGCUGAUUCAGGAAGGGAGAGACAAACUUAGCCUCUGCGCGGAAAGUCGAGAAAGGGAAAAUUUACAGCUGAAACUUUUGGAGGAUCUUGCACGCCAGGUCCAGGAGAUUUGCCAGUUAACUGGACCUGGAAAAACUUUACGGCAGGUGUCGUUGCCCCUUCCGACGUCUGAGGUUUUAUCUAAGAAAAAGAGGAGCAGAAGUGUUUCUUCAGGGUUGCAGAGAAGCUCAGAAGGUAUGAUUUAUUACAUGCAAGAGCAAGACAUUGGACAUCUUUAUGAUAAUGGGCUGCAUGCAUUGAGCAUGGUGCUAAAAUCCGAAGCUACUAGAGUUCGUAAAGCUCUGGUGUAUUCCGCGUUGCAUAUAAGUUAUAAGGGUCUUUUUGCUAGCAAACAUUGCUAUGUACAAAGGUAGGAUAUGUAAAUGAGUUGUAAAAUGUUAGACCAAUUUUAUGCAUGCAGAGUUGCAUUUGUUGGAAAUAAUAACGAACAAAAGAGAAAGAGACAUUCAACAACACUCAAAUUUAUUAUUGAAUAUCUAAUAUAUCUCUCAAGAAAACUUAUAANA
Messenger RNA from Striga asiatica, 2185 nucleotides. NCBI's taxonomy places the organism in Eukaryota, Viridiplantae, Streptophyta, Magnoliopsida, Lamiales, Orobanchaceae. The record is from the annotation of a GenBank genome assembly.